This is a messenger RNA of Cynoglossus semilaevis (tongue sole), 1606 nucleotides long. It is a transcript of the gene tdg.2, whose product is annotated as thymine DNA glycosylase, tandem duplicate 2. Gene Ontology annotation, molecular function: pyrimidine-specific mismatch base pair DNA N-glycosylase activity; uracil DNA N-glycosylase activity. Lineage: Eukaryota; Metazoa; Chordata; Actinopteri; Pleuronectiformes; Cynoglossidae. Gene Ontology annotation, cellular component: nucleus. The coding region runs from base 123 to 1256 and encodes 377 amino acids. The record is from RefSeq and is a predicted model, not a curated record. The transcript is spliced from 10 exons. Gene Ontology annotation, biological process: base-excision repair, AP site formation.
ACACCUCCUAUCCGAUAGGUGGCAAUCACACAUUCUGAGCAAAGACAUUUGUCUGCCGUUUAAAUGAUCUUUUGUUUUGAUAAAAUUCCAGUGAACGCAUCGCCUGCUUUAAAAAAGACAAAAUGUACGACAGGUACCAGUACACUCAGCAGCACCGAGACGAACAGUAUGUGAUGCAGUAUCACAACAUGACCAAUUUCAUCGAAGAUUCCGAAACUGAGAAUGUCUUAUCCGACCCUUCAGUCCACUGGGAACCGCCCCCUUACCAGGAAUCGUCUUACCAGAACUACCCAGCAGGCCCAAAUCACUACCAAGAGCAGAUGUAUCAAUAUAAUGAUUGGGAGCAGCAGCAAGAUUUUAAUAUCCAGUCUGAGCCUGUAGCUCCACCCCAAGCCUCUACUCCAGUUAAGAAAAAAAGGGGUCGCCCUUCGAAGGCUGAGAAAAGUGCAAUGCCAGGAGAGGAGGAGGAAGAUCAGGCUGAGGCAGCCAAGAAGGCCAAAAGGAUUCUCAACCGCUUCAAUGGCAUGUCAGUGGCUGAGGUCAUGGCCAAAACCCUGCCAGAUGUCAUUACCUACAGUCUGGAUAUUUUAAUUAUUGGAAUUAAUCCAGGACUAAUGUCAGCCUACAAAGGACACCAUUACCCAAACCCAGGAAACCAUUUCUGGAAAUGUAUCUUUCUUUCUGGUCUGACUGACCAGCAGCUGAGCUACAUGCAUGAUCAGAGCCUGCCAGAGAAAUACGGCAUCGGCUUCACAAACAUGGUAGAGAGGACCACACCCGGUAGCAAAGACCUUUCUAACAAGGAGAUUCGUGAAGGAGGCAGGCAGUUACUAGAAAAGCUGCAGCUGUAUAAGCCAUUAAUUGCUGCAUUUAAUGGCAAAGGUAUUUAUGAAAUAUUUUGUAAAGAAACAUUUGGUGUCAAGGCAAAGAAUCUGGAGUUUGGUCUGCAGCCCUACAAAAUCCCAGAGACUGAAACAGUGUGUUUUUUAAUGCCUUCCUCAAGUCCCCGCUGUGCUCAGUUUCCCCGUGCACAGGAUAAGGUGCAUUUUUACAUCAAACUGAAAGAACUCAGAGACCAGAUCAAAGGCCUUGUACCAGGUCGUGACGUGUUGGAGACAAACUACUCCUUCGAUCUCCAGUUAGCUAAAGAGGAUGCUAAGAGGAUGGCAAUCAAAGAGGAGCAGGUGGAUCCAGAAUAUGAAAGCUGUAGUGGUCUGCAUGAAGAUGUGAGGCACAGUAGCAACGCUUCCAACUGAAGUGACAGAAGUUGAGAAUAACCAGACCAUCUUUUAUGGCACAAAGGAACCAGUAGCUGGAUGAGGUGGUUCCACAGAGAGCAGCUGAACUGACCUAAAAGUGAGAAUGAGAAACAUAGUGAUGAAGAAAAGAGGAGCCGCACGUGACGCACAAAAAAAAGCAACCGACUGUAAAGAGUGUGUGCAUGUUUUUUUAAUCAAUAUUUAUUGAAUAUACUGUAUGUGGUACUUGUGUUCAUUGGCUUAUUUUUGUAUGUCGAAAGUUUACAUUUGUUUUUUAAUAAGCAGUUGUAUAACUGGAUUUGUAAUAUUGAAUAUGUAAUGUGUUAUUAAAUUUCCUUUAAGCUGUA